GGUCAUUGUGUUUGUGCGUGGCAACCAAAUAAGAUGCAGCUGCUGUAGAGGCAGAGGAAUACGACUGUGACCGUUUCUCUUCUUCUCUACAACAUGAAGAACACGACUUAAUGUUUCUCCUCGUCACACGCGUUUCUUCCACAGUUUUCCAGAGUUUCUUCUUCACACAUCAGUCCUCGUGGUGAUUUGGACCCGUGGGCACAUUCCUAUGGUGGCCACUCAGAGUGUGGCCAUGGGCAACGGUUCGAUAAAAGCCCCGAGGGCUGAGGAGAACAUGUGCCCGGCCUCCAUCCACAAAAACCCUCCUGCUCUGGACACAGACGCUCUCAGGUUGCGAAUCGCCCGCCUGGAAGCGGCACUGGCAAAGCGGGACCAGGAGUUCCGGUCCCAGGAGCUUCAGUUGCAGCGUCUUCAGAAAGAGCUGGAGGCCAAAAUCUCCCAGAUCGACAAGCUGGAGGACGCGAUCGGCUACAACCACAACGUCCUGGGCCGCUCUCCGCCCGCCCGCUGCCACCACAGCCACCACAGCCACCACCGCUUCAGUGUCAUCAACCAGGGGCCCAGCCGCUUCCACAGGGUGGCGGUAGAGGUCCACCGCAGGCUCAAAGCAAAAGAAGGAGUCUCUGCCGAACCCACCUCGGAUAACUUCUGCCGAGGCGUCAGAGGCGAACACAGUUUCACUGUGAAGGUCGUCCACAAAGACUCACACACCAAGAAGCUCAUCAACGACGCCAUCGUAAAGAACGACUUCCUGAAGAAGCUGGAGCCGCAGCACAUGAGGGAGAUGGUGGACUGUAUGUACGAGAAGGUUUACACCGAGGGGCAGCUGGUCAUCCAAGAGGGAGAACCUGGAAACUACCUCUACGUCCUCGCAGAGGGCCUGCUGGAGGUCAUCCAGAGUGGAAAGCUGCUGGGUGAGAUGCGUCCAGGAACGGCGUUUGGAGAACUGGCCAUUUUGUACAACUGUAAAAGAACAGCGACUGUGAAAGCUGUGUCCCAGUCUCACAUCUGGGCGUUGGACCGUCACGCCUUCCAGACCAUCAUGAUGCAGACCACACAAGCCAGACACGAGGAGUAUUUCUGCUUCCUGCGCAGUGUGCCACUGCUGAGAGACCUACCAGAGGAGAAACUGGCCAAGAUCAUUGAUUGUCUUGAAGUUGACUGUUUUGAAAAGGGCGAGUAUAUAAUACGAGAGGGAGAAGAAGGAAACACUUUCUUCAUUAUUGCAAAAGGAGAGGUCGUCGUCACUCAGAGAACAGACAGUUUCUCUGAACCACAGGAAAUUAAGACGCUCGGAGUUGGAGAUUAUUUUGGAGAAAAAGCUCUGAUCAGUGAGGACGUUCGCUCAGCAAACAUCAUUUGCAAUGAGACCGACACACACUGUCUGGUGGUGGACAGAGACAAUUUCAACCAAAUUGUGGGAACAUAUGACGAGCUUCAGGCGUAUCUGAAGGAAUAUGUGGAGGAGCUGUCGAGGAGCGACGAGAGGCGGAAUGCUCUGCCCUACUCACCUCAGCUGGACUCUGCUGAGGCCCAGGAGCUGAGGAGACUCAGAGAGAAGAUCGCCCUCCUGCGUCCACACCAGCCUUUCCAUCAGCUGGAGAUCGUCGCCACGCUGGGCAUGGGAGGAUUUGGACGAGUGGAGCUGGUGAAGCUGAGGGACGAGGACAUCACCUUUGCCCUAAAGUGCAUAAAGAAGAAGCACAUCGUGGACACCAAUCAGCAGGAGCACAUCUACUCUGAGAAGAACAUCCUGCAGGGAACAAACUCAAGGUUUAUCAUAAGGUUAUUCCGGACAUUUCGGGACGAUAAAUUUGUCUACAUGCUCCUGGAGGCUUGUCUCGGGGGAGAGCUAUGGACUGUGCUGCGAGACACGAGUUACUUUGACGAACCCACAGCCAGGUUCUGUACCGGUUGCGUCUUGGAGGCAUUCGAUUACCUCCACUCUCUGGGCAUCGUCUACAGAGACCUGAAACCUGAAAACCUCCUGCUGGACUCUGAGGGCUACGUGAAAAUGGCGGACUUUGGCUUUGCCAAGAGGAUCGGCCUUGGAAAGAAGACGUGGACCUUCUGUGGGACUCCAGAGUAUUUGGCCCCAGAAGUCAUCAUGAACAAAGGCCAUGACUUUGGAGCAGAUUGCUGGUCCUUGGGAAUCCUCAUAUUUGAACUUCUCACCGGCAAUCCGCCCUUUACCGGCUCCGACCCCAUAAAGAUCUACACCAUGGUCCUUCAUGGCAUCGAGAAGGUGGACUUCCCCAAGAGGAUCGGCAAACGUCCAGACGACCUCAUCAGGAGACUCUGCAGGCUGAACCCCGUUGAGCGGCUGGGAAACAAAAAGAACGGCAUCAUCGACAUAAAGAAGCACAAGUGGUUCCGAGGCUUCAACUGGGAGGGACUGAGACACCGCAAGCUGUUGUCUCCACUGAGGACAGAGGUGAAGGGCCCAAUGGAUCACAGUCACUUUGACAUUUUUCCCCCGGACACAGAUGAGGUUCCUGAUGAGCUGUCUGGCUGGGACAAAGACUUCUGAGGACACUCGACGUUUGGUCUGUGAGCACCGGCGGUGGAUCGUUUCCCCAAAAUUGUGGAAGUGGUCAUACUUCGAAAUCGUGUAAAUGACAGUCGCCCCCUGGUGGCUUCUCAACAAACACUCACUUCUAUAUUCAGUGUGUGGGUAACGUACGGAAUAAUCUGUGCUACCUGGAUUAUUACGGAAGCCACGGGAAGUCCAGUUUACUCUGGUGACCGAGGACGAU
This is a messenger RNA of Solea senegalensis (Senegalese sole), 2756 nucleotides long. Its product is annotated as cGMP-dependent protein kinase 2. Lineage: Eukaryota; Metazoa; Chordata; Actinopteri; Pleuronectiformes; Soleidae. The coding region runs from base 209 to 2530 and encodes 773 amino acids. Gene Ontology annotation, molecular function: ATP binding; cGMP-dependent protein kinase activity. The transcript has 21 exons. Gene Ontology annotation, biological process: protein phosphorylation. The record is from RefSeq and is a predicted model, not a curated record.